Molecule: messenger RNA, 2247 nt
Organism: Lachancea nothofagi CBS 11611
Lineage: Eukaryota; Fungi; Ascomycota; Saccharomycetes; Saccharomycetales; Saccharomycetaceae
Source: the annotation of a GenBank genome assembly
AUGCAACAGCAGGAGACGGUCAAACCGCUAGUGGAGCGAAUCUUGGCUCAUCCGUUGCAGUUUCAAGCCGCUACAAAACCCGAUAGCAUCGAGAAAAAUGGACACUCGUGCAUAGUGAUCGGAGACUCGCAGAGAUCUACCGAACCAGGAAGCUCAUCGGCGAUGCGUGAAGGUUCAAAGCCUCAGGGCGACAGUUCCAAGAGCAAGUCUUGGAAAGCCUUGCCUAAAAGUAUCUCAGAGGCGCUAGAAAUGUACACUGCGAAAAAACCGGCCGCGGAAGACCUGACAUUGAGCGACGACAAGUAUCAGAGCUCGAGCAGCCAGGAUGGGUCUAGCGACUCGACUAGUGGCUCUGCAAAUGAAGAGUUUCACGAGGCAAACGAGUACGUCGAGCCGGAGUCCAGUAAUAAUCACCAAGGCGGCGAAAAAAGCGAAGAAAUUGAUGAAGAAACCGGCGAAGACAUCGGUGAAGACAUCGGUGAAGACGUUGGUGAAGACGUUGGUGAAGACGUUGAUGAAAACGUUGGUGAAGACGUUGGUGAAGACGUUGGUGAAGAUGUAGGCGAAGAUAUCGAAGCAAGCAUCGGAGAAGAAGAUGCUGAGGUUGUUGCUGAGGAUUCCAAUACUGGAAGUCUACAAGAAACGCCGGGCUCCGAAGCUAGCAGCCGCAGCGCCUCAAAUCAAGGCUCAGAGGAUGACGCCGAUUUUCAAGACGACGAAAAUGCAGUUUCCGAAUCAGAGGGUUCCGACAAUGACAUCCCCGAUACCGAGAAGCUGGGCCUUGUACGUGAGGCUCAAGAACAUGCUAAAAUGUCUGCUUUGAAGAGUGAAAUCGUUCCCAGUACCGUGGGUGAUGCAAUCACUGAAUCAACCCUCCAAGAGAAUGUGCAAGCCCCCACCAAUGAUGAAGAUGAAGACGAUUUGAAACAUAAAAUUCCUUCCAGCAAACUCCCUUCUCCUACUCCUCCCACAGUUCUUUCAGACAUAGACCAGUUUUACCAAUUCAAUGAACAAUUCGGCGACCGAGGCACCAAUAAAUCGACUCGUAUGCUAAAAAACUGGGGACCUCAGCUAUCGCAAAUGAGGCCUAAGGGUCUCUUGAAUCAUGGUGUCACUUGCUACACAAAUGCUGCGGUUCAGGCUAUGAUUCACGUUCCUGCCAUUCAGCAUUAUCUCUUUGACGUGCUUCGUGGUGAGUACAAGUCUACGAUACAACCUCAAUCGGUGACACAAAUACUGGCAGAGACCACCAAGAAAAUAUGGUCAUCUGAAUCUUCAAAAAGUCAAUUUGUAAAUCCUAAGAAGUUGAUUGGAAGAUUAGACGACAUCAACUGUAUGAUGAGCGAAUGGCAGCAAGAAGAUUCUCAUGAGUACUUUAUGUCCUUGAUGUCGAGAUUGCAGGAAGACGGUGUUCCCCGCGGUCACAAACUAACGGAGAGUAUCAUGUACGACAUAUUUGGUGGGCUUCUUCGGCAGGAAGUGACUUGUAAAAGCUGUGGACAAAUUUCAAAGACGGAACAGCCAUUUUACGAUCUUUCAUUGCAUUUAAAGGGAAAAAAAAAUACAGAGCUCGGCGACAGCGCCAAAAAUGAUGGGGAAGCUGAAGAAGCACCUCAACGUCGAUUUUCUAUUGAGAAAUCUAUUGCUGAUUUUUUCAAUCCUGAGUUGAUCAAAGCCGACAAAACCACCAAAGAGGGGUAUGUUUGCGAGAAAUGUCACAAAACCACGAAUGCGAUCAAGCAUAAUUUUAUUUUGCGAGCACCCGAAACUUUGCUCGUACACUUGAAGAAAUUCCGUUUCAAUGGCACUUCAUCCUCAAAGAUGAAGCAAGCCGUCUCAUAUCCAAUGUUCUUGGAUUUGACUGAAUUUUGUGAAGACUAUCAAUCUGCAAUUCCUGUGAAAUACCAGCUUGUGAGCGUGGUGGUUCAUGAGGGUCGCUCACUAUCAUCAGGCCACUACAUUGCUCAUUGUAAACAGCCGGAUGGCACAUGGGCUACUUACGACGACGAAUAUAUCAACAAGAUCACUGAAAGACAAAUGUUGAAAGAGCCUGGGGCUUACUAUUUGAUAUAUACCCGCUUAACACACAAGAGCAUGCCUCUAGCCCCAUUUUCGAAAGACUCAAAAACUAUCUCUAACGCUACGGCUCCUGAUACUAGCACAAGCACAAGCGCCCCCAACUUAUCCAAGAAAAAGAGAAAGAGUAAGAACAAAACGAAAAACAAAAAACGGCGGUUUAACAACUAA